AAUCCGCCCGCGCCAUCCUUUCGAUAACGCGGUUGUGUGUUUUCUGGCGUGGUAUUCGCGGCGUAACCGCCAAUCGACGUGUACCGUACGAUUUUUAGGUCGUCACAUAUAAGGGUACGUUGACAAAAGCGUAGAGCGUUUGCCUACGACUACACACUUCGCGACUCGCUCGAGUCUUACGGGGUACCUGCGGCUUGGGAACACAUCGCGAUAUGACCAUCGCCGCGUUCACCUCGUCGACGGUGACGGUGCUCUUCCUUGUUCUAGGCAGUGUCUUGGGAACUGCCAUAGUCCUGACAGAACGUGGCGUCUACUCGUCGCCACAAAAGUUCGACGGCGGCAUCGACGUGUACUGCUGGGAGCCGCCGGUACACGACGGCCUGCCCAUUUUCGUCGACCUCUUCACAACGGCGACGCUCAAGUUCUACCUCGCUCCCGACGACCUGCGACUGUUCACCGGUGAAGACGAGUGGGCCGUGCAGCACAAGUACCUCCACAGCGGUAUCGAUUUACCUAGCUUUACGAUGCCUAAAUUUCUGCGCAAACUCAGCUUGAACAGUCGGGACCACCGCUGCGUUGGCGUGUAUUCGACAGGACCGUACGAGUUCGCGUUCGCGCGCGAAAUCGACCGUCGAGGUGUCCUCCAGUUCUGCGUCGGCGUCGUCGUCUUUUUCGCAGCUCCCGUCAUUUCCCGCAGCGCCGCGGUCUUCUACACCUCAGGCACGUGCGUCGGCGUCCUAGCCUUCCUUUUGAUUGCCGUGUUCAUCGCGAGUCGCUUGCUUCCGCGCAGGACCGCGGGCUACGCCCUGUUGAUCUUCGGCUGGGCCGUGGUCGUGUCGUGGCUAGAUCUCCUCUGGUCCAACUUGCAGGAGGUCUUAAACAAUUACCGGCACAUCGCUGUCUGCUACGUCGUCGGAUCGGCCGCCCUGAGCUUCGCGGUCUGCUACAGGUUCGGUCCGCCGACCAACCCUCGAACUCUCGACUUGAUCCAGUGGUCACUUCAGUUGGUCAGUCUGGCGUGCGUUUAUUUCUCGUCCGACAGAAGCGACGUCAUGGCGGCCGUGGUCGUACUGAUGCUCUCCACCUACGCUCUGCUUUCGUUCCGGUCGCGGAGGCCUCCUGCUGCUGCCCGCCUCGACCUCAACGGCUCGACGGCCGCGAUAAUUGAACAAUGUGCGACUCCGACGGAUUCGCCGCGGGCUUCGACUCGCGCCCAGUUCGACGAUGACGGCAUGUGGACGAUAGUUACCAAGAUACGGGCUCCUCGGGCGAAGCAGAUCGCCAUGUGUAUCCGUGCCGACGACGGCGUGCGGUCUCCGCGACAGUGGGUGACGGUAUCAGAACGUCGAGGCAUGUCAGGACAAUGGCGAGGAGUACGAGGUGGAUUGUUUCCGCGAGGGUCCGAAUGACGAAGUGUCCCAUGACGCGCAUUGAAUGAUGUGGUAGGCCCUUCAGCAUUUGCUCGUCGAAGCGGUGGAUACUUGUCGAGCGUACUCAAUGACCUGUUUGCGUCAAUGCACCUUUUUUUUUUCGUCAGCCUUGUAAUUAGGACUGUGUGGUUGAACGCGCGAGGACCUUGCGGAACAAAUGUGUUACAAACUGAUAUGUCUUGUUCAGGCUGCACUGCCUGGAAUUGUAUAGGCAUCGUCUUUAUUAAACUUCGAAGCGCGAAAUCGACGAACACAGGCGGGAACAGAGAUACACAGGACAGAGUGUCAUGUCCGCUAUGUCCUGUGCAUUCGCGCUCCUUCCUGUCCUCGUCGAUUUUGCGCUUCGGAGUUUUAAGAUUAUGAACCAACUAGCCCAGCAAUGCAUUCUUUUAAGGCAUCGUCGUCUUCUUUUUUUUUGCAUAUUUAUUCAAUAUAUGAGAAGGGCACUCGGAUUGUUGAGAAUUGGAGCUACAUUAUGCACUUUGUGCAAUGCAGCUAAAGAAAAAAAAAAUAUUCCUCAACCUUUACAUUUGUUUGUCACUGUCGUCAUCUCUUAUGUAAUGAGGUGACCUCUACGAAAGAAACCACAGGGCAGUA
Rhipicephalus microplus (southern cattle tick) is the source of this 2027-nucleotide messenger RNA. Its product is annotated as nuclear envelope integral membrane protein. Lineage: Eukaryota; Metazoa; Arthropoda; Arachnida; Ixodida; Ixodidae. The record is from RefSeq and is a predicted model, not a curated record. Gene Ontology annotation, cellular component: nuclear envelope.